UGGGCUUGCUAUGCCGACCGCAGGUCACGGUCCCGGGUGAGUUCAUGCAAGUGUCGUUCUCGUCCCUUAUGGAUACUCUUAUUAUGUUGUUUUUCUUGUUAUUAUAUUUGUAUGACUCCAAUCAUGGUCACGUCAGAGGAAAAUGACUCUGCUGGAAGACAACCAUCCAUGUUCACAGUACAACUAUCUGAUCAGCGUCCAGACUGGCCACCGCAAGAACGCAGGCACCACUGCUAAUGUCACGGUGGCGUUGAUUGGCUCGGAGGGACAAAGCGACACGCACCACCUCACAGAUCCCGACAAGCCCGUGUUUGAGAGGGGAGCUUUGGAUAUGUUUCUGAUGGCCACGCCCUUCCCACUGGGGGAAGUGCAGAACCUUAAGCUACAGCACGACAACUCUGGAGGUCGUCCAUCAUGGUAUAUCAACAAGGUGACCGUACAAGAUCUUCAAACUCGACAAGUUUGGUACUUCCUUUGCGACUGCUGGGUAAGCAGCGACCGUGGAGACGGAAUGACGAAGAAAACCUUCAACGCCGCAAAGAACUGCGAGGUCGCCUGCUUCAGGAAUAUUUUUCAGAACCGAACAUCAACCGGUUUUAGGGAUGAACAUAUUUGGGUGUCCAUCGUGGAUCCUCCCUCGCGGAGUCCGUUCACUCGGGUUCAGAGGGUUUCCUGUUGCAUGAGUCUACUCCUCUGCACCAUGGCCAUCAAUAUCGCAUUUUGGAACAUUCCAGAGAAUGAGGACUCACCGGUGGUCUUCACUGUUGGUUCACUGCAGGUCACCUGGCAGGACAUCAUGGUGGGCGUCGAGAGCGGUCUUCUCAUGUUUCCAAUAAACAUCCUCAUCAUUACCAUCUUCCGAAGCAUCAGACCCCGCGUGGUUUCCAAGUCUCAUAGAAACAUCUCAGAGGAAACCUUGAAACGGCAGUUGGUUACCAUGCCAACCAUUCUGAAGGAAACCGAGAAGGUCCUAUUUCUGGUGAGCAGAAGUCAACGCAACAAAAUGGAGAAAACGCACAUUUUGGAAUCUGCGACUGAUCUCUGCACGGCCUUGAAUAAAAUACAUGAAUUAAUCCAUACUAUACAAGGUGAAACUGAAAGUGACCUUCACUGGGUUUACUGCAGCAAAUUCCUCCUAGCCGCACUUUGUCACCUCCUAAUGUGCCUGGAGAUGUUCGACGAGAAGAACUUCCUGAUUUCAGAGUACAAACAAGCAUUAGACUUGACUAACCUUCUGGUGCGCAAGACCGACAUGGUCUUCAGCAGUCACUUGGCAUACUGCCCGUUUCCUGUCGUGAAGAAGAAGAAGAAGCGGCCGACGAUGGGGUGCUGGUUACCGUGGUGGUGCGUGUUCCUCGGGUGGUUCCUGUUGCUUUCCCUCAGCGCCGUGUCUACUUUUUUCACGUUACUCUAUGGGUUUGACUACGGCAGAGGAAAGUCCGUUAAGUGGAUCAUGUCUCUGGGGUUGUCCCUCUUCCAGAGCAUCUUCAUAUUACAGCCUCUCAAGGUGAUUGGAGUUGCUGUCUUUUUCGCUCUGUUGCUUAAACCUGUCGCUGUGGAGGAAACUGAAGAAAUCGAACAGAUUUUGUCGGAACAAGAAGACAAGUGCAGGCGUUACUCUGGCAGGGAUUCGCUCUGAGGAGACUGCAAAACACCCUCAACCUUUUUUUCCUUCUGGUUCUGUCUAGCGGAAUAAAUUUCACAUUGUGUGUGCUUCCCAGUGAAUGCCGCUUAAGGAUUCAUGGAUUGUCGAGCCAACAACUGAACUGGAGGAAGAAAAUAGAAGAUUAAAAAAUUGGCUGUAAAUAUGGAACGGAUGCCAGUUAGCUUCACGACGCAGUAUUGGGAAGAAAAUAAUCUGAGAUUCCAAGAAUAAAGUUGGAAAUUUAUGAAAAAAAAGUCGAAAUUUUACCAGAAAAAAGUAAUAAAUUUGCCAGAAAAAUGUCACAAAUUUACAGGAAUAAAGUUGCACAAGUUUGACAAAAAAGUUAUACCUUUCUGAGAAAAAAAAAAAGCCAUAAAAAUUAUUUCAAGCAUAAAGUUGUAAAAAUUUACGAGAAUAAAGUCGUAACAUCAUUAGAAAAUGGGUCCUAAAUUUAUGAGAAAAACAGUCGAAAAUAUACGUGAAAAAAAUUGCAAAUGUAACAAAAAAAAACAAAAAACAUAAAUUUAGGAGAUAAAAGUCUGAAAUUUACAAGAAAAAUUUGCAAAUGUAAAAAAAAAAACAUCAUAAAUUUAGGAGAAAAAUGUCUGAAAUUUACAAGAAAAAUUUGCAAAUGUAAAAAAAACCAUCAUAAAUUUAGGAGAAAAAAGUUUGAAAUUUACAAGAAAAAUUUGCAAAUGUAAAAAAAAACAUCAUAAAUUUAGGAGAAAAAGUCUGAUAAUUUACAAGAAAAAUUUGCUAAUUAAAAAAAACAUCAUAAAUUUAAGAGAAAAAAAUCAGAAAUGUACGAGAAAAAUUUGCAAAUGUACAAAAAGUCAUAAAACUACAAAAAAAAAAAGUUCUCCUAUUUCAUAGCUGUCUCAAGCAAUGCCCGCUUCGAGGGAGUAUUAAAAGACUUCCAGAAUAAAGUCUGAGAUUCACAAAAAAAGUUCACAUAAGUCACAAGACAAUAAAUUGUACAAUUUGUGAGAAAAAUAGUUGCAAAUUUACAAAAAUAAAGUCAUAAAUGUACGAGAAAAAAUUCACAUUCACAAAAAAAAGUUCACAUAAGUCACAGGACAAUAAAUUGUACAAUUUGUGAGCAAAAUAGUUGCAAAUUUACAAAAAUAAAGUAGUAAAUUAAAACAAAAAAAAAAUUUUAAGAUUUUUUUUUCUCAAUGUGACCCUAAUACUCCGUUCCAACCGCCAUCACCAAAAUAUGUAUAAAUAUAUACUAUGUAAACAAUUCCAGUUGCACAUUACAGUGUAACCUUUGUUAUGUCUUACAAAUGUCUUACAAGUAAUAGUUUAACAUACAUAAAACAAACAACAUACAUAUAAAUUAUGAAUAAAAAGGCUAAUUAAACAUUUAAGGUUAGUUUUAGCUCUUUUGAAAGACAUGAUUGAAGAGAGAAGGUGAUCCAUUUGUGUCAGUUAUGUCUACAAAAAAUGUAAAAGUACCAUUAAAUGUUGAUUUAUUCCGUUUAUUCAUCAUUUAUAUACAUUUAGAAUUUAUUUAUGUAUGUAAAAAUAUAAAAAACAUGUUUGGUGUUGACGUUUUUGAGAGUCCAUUGUUGUUGACAUAAUGCACGGAUGACUUCCUGUUCCGGUCGCCAUUUUGUUUAGCGAACUGGGGUUCCUCUGUACAUUAUAAGUAAUUCUGGGUUGGUUUGGACAAUAUAAUUGUAAUAUAUUAAUGUGGAACUGUAUGAUAGACAUUAUUUUGACAUUAUUUGUCAGCUUAGGCUAAAGCUCACCCAAGACUUUGAUCCCGAGUGGAGUGCAUCUUACUGUGAUUAUAAUAAAUACAUUUUUGCAUCUUUGAAUUUACAAAUUAAGUACUUAAAUCAAGUGCUUUUUAUAUGUCGUUUUUAUUGGGGCAGAUUUAACAGAAACCAAUGAAUUGUAGCAAAUAAAAACACAUUCAAAAUAGUGUUAGCAAGUGUUUGAAUUGUCUGAGCGUGAUACUAACCUUGAGGCUUGGACGAGUAGAACCAACGAGGUGAAGUUCAAAAAUGAUUUUUCAAACAAAUCAGAAGCGUCCAAAUCCAUGACAGCACAAUUUAUCAUAUUAUUUAAAAACUAUACUCAUUUUUUGUGUAUGUCCACCUCCGACUUUGAAGCGAUACAAAAAAAGGUUGCCUUGGUUAUCGUACAUAGCUGUACAUUACAAACGGAUUCUUUUCAGCCAUCUUGAAUCCCAUUACCCAACAGGAAAUCUCGCGAUACUUUGUUGGAACAUUUGUUUUCAUAUGUAAGCUAGUAUAUGGCUAAUGUCCGGGUGGCUUUGUAAUGACUUAUUGCGGUGG
Doryrhamphus excisus (bluestripe pipefish) is the source of this 3951-nucleotide messenger RNA. The record is from RefSeq and is a predicted model, not a curated record. Lineage: Eukaryota; Metazoa; Chordata; Actinopteri; Syngnathiformes; Syngnathidae.